This is a messenger RNA of Seriola aureovittata, 7779 nucleotides long. RefSeq names its product formin binding protein 1-like (gene fnbp1l). The record is from RefSeq and is a predicted model, not a curated record. Bases 124 to 1809 code for a protein of 561 amino acids. Lineage: Eukaryota; Metazoa; Chordata; Actinopteri; Carangiformes; Carangidae. The transcript is spliced from 16 exons. Gene Ontology annotation, biological process: signal transduction. Gene Ontology annotation, molecular function: protein binding.
AGGAGGAGUGUUUGUCGGCAGACAGUCAGUCAGUCAGAAGGACCGGAGUCCCAGCGGCAGUUUCGGAGACUGUGUGGGGAAAACUGCGUCCAGUACGGGAGAACUCAGAAGGGGGAAUCCGACAUGAGUUGGGGAACGGAGCUCUGGGACCAGUUUGAGAAUCUGGACAAACACACUCAGUGGGGGAUCGAUUUUCUGGAGCGCUACGUGAAGUUUGUCAAGGAGAGACUGGACAUCGAGCAAAACUACGCCAAGCAGCUACGGAACCUGGUAAAGAAAUACUGUCCAAAACGCUCCAAGGAUGAGGAGCCGAGGUUCACAUCAUGUCUGUCGUUCUACUCCAUACUGAAUGAACUCAAUGACUAUGCUGGUCAGAGGGAGGUGGUGGCGGAGGACAUGGCUCACAAGGUGUAUGGAGAGCUGAUGAGGUACAGCCAAGACCUCAAAGCUGAGAGGAAGCAUCAUCUACAGGAGGGCAGGAAGGCCCAGCAGUAUUUGGAUCAUUGCUGGAAACAGAUGGACAAUAGUAAAAGGAAGUUUGAGAGAGAGUGUAAGGAAGCAGAGAAAUCCCAGGUGACCUACGACCGGUUAGAUAAUGACAUCAAUGCCACCAAAUCAGAAGUGGAGAAGGCCAAAGCCCAGUUCUACCUGCGGACUCACAUGGCUGAUGAGAGUAAGAACGAGUAUGCUGCUCAGCUCCAGAACUUCAACGCAGAGCAGUGGAAACAUUUCAACAACGCCAUACCACACAUCUUCAAGAAUCUGCAGGACAUGGACGAGCGUCGGACGGUGAAGCUCGGCGAGACGUACCGGAGCUUUGCUGAGGCGGAGCGCAGAGUCAUUCCCAUCAUCUCCAAAUGUCUAGAAGGAAUGGUUUCUGCCGCCAAAGCUGUCGACGAGCGAAGGGACUCAUCCAUUGUCGUGGAAUCAUUUAAGUCCGGCUUUGAUCCUCCGGGCGACUUCCCCUUCGAGGACUUCAGUCAGAACCUGAGCAGAACGGGCUCAGACGGGACCAUCAGCAACACACCCAAAGGAGACAGAGAUGGGGCCCCGGCACCACGGUCCGACCCAAAACACCCUAUGGGCAGAACCAAGAACAAGCUUUGGCUGUUUGGGAAGAAACCAAAGGCCCCAUCUUUGGAGGAUUUUAGUCACUUACCUCCUGAGCAGAGGAGGAAGCGGCUGCAGCAGAGGAUCGACGAACUCAGCAAAGAGCUCCAGAAAGAGAUGGAUCAGAGAGAUGCCCUGAACAAGAUGAAGGAUGUGUAUGAGAAAAAUCCACAGAUGGGAGACCCCAGCAGCCUGCAGCCUAAAAUAUCAGAGACCAUCUGUAACAUGGAGAAACUGCGCUCGGAAAUCCACAAAAAUGAGACUUGGUUGUCUGAGGUGGAGGGAAAGCAGAGCUCCAGAGGAGACAGAAGACACAGCGCUGACAACCACCAUCACACUCCUCAAGGCAGAGAAAGUCCUGAGGGAAGUUACACAGACGACACCAGUCAGGAGCAUCAAACGCCUCACCACCGCUCCAGUCCUCCGCAGCCCGGACACCCGAACCCCGACCCCCACGAGUUUGACGAUGAAUUUGAUGAUGACGACCCGCUGCCUGUCAUCGGACACUGCAAAGCGUUGUAUUCCUUUGACGGUCAGAACGAGGGGACACUGGUGAUGGCAGAAGAUGAGGUGUUGUACAUCAUCGAGCAGGAUAAAGGCGAUGGCUGGACGAGGGCGAGGAAGCAGAGCGGCGAGGAGGGCUACGUCCCCACCUCCUACGUAGAAAUCACCCUGGAGAAAAACAGCAAAGGUUCCUGAGGGCUGCAGGGUGGCCAGGCGAUUUGAUUGGCUGGUGGAGGGCUCACGCUGAUUGCUGAUUAUUGGUGGUGGGGGUGCCAGAGAAAGAGAGAGAGAGUGGGGGGAAAGGGAGAGGUAGAGAGGGAAACAGAGGUGAAGUGGGCUGGGAGGCAGGUUUGCAUGUCUGCAUGCUCACAUAUCCAUGAUCAGCAAAGCAUUUUGGGGAACUAGAGGAAGAAGGGAGUGUCAUACCAUAUGUAGAGGAGAUGAUCCCAAAACAUAAACAGGCAGUAAUAUAAUUAAUAUCUUAAAGUAGGAUCCUAACUGGUACCCACAGGAGAAAUCCCACUCCGAACUUUAGGUUUCUGUCUUAAAAGCAGCAGAACAUGAAACUGAGAACACCUUUCAGAGCGGGAAGUGACAACUGCAACAACUUCAGCUAAACAUACACUCAGUUGCCCUUUUAUUAGGUACACCUAAGUUAAACAAAUAAAAAAGUCAUGCAAUAAGGCGUACCUUCAUGACCGUUAGAAUCAAACAAAAACUUUUUGUGCAGAGAUGUUGACUCAACUUUUAGAUCAUUGCGAAGCUGCAGUUUGUUGUGCUGACAGGUGUUUCUAAUAUUUUGUCCACCCCAUUUAUAUCAAUGAGGGUAGGCUAAAUAACAGAAACACCGACAAAGGUAGAAAAACGGGAAGGACAGGAUGUCAUUCCCUCAUUUGAUGUCUUGCGCUUAUCAAGUACAAAUUUAGCAAAGAGCAGAAUCUAUCUGGUUGAUUUAUUUUGCCCUGUAAAUUUUUUUUUUUUUUUCAUGAAAUAAACACGUACAAUUUCAAAGAAUACAUCUGUGUUAAAUGUGCAGAACUAAAAAUCAAAGUAAGCAGUCAAAUACACAACAGAACAAACAGAACCAAAUCUACUUAAAGCUACAGAUAAUCACAACUUACUCGCUGUCGUCCAUUGUUCCUGAAAUUGAAAUAUUUCUAUUUUUAUUUGAACUUGGUAAUUUAAUGUUGACUAAAUAUGUAACAUCAUUGACACCGUCCAAUGUAUAAUCCUCCAUAAUGAUAAUACAGUUGAAUCAGCACCUCUCUGACACAUUUUCAACAAAAGCUGAACAUUAUAAACGUCAUGAAGGAGGGUUUAUUGCAGAGCUUUUGUAUUAGUUUUAGCAGUGUGUACCUAAUAAACUGCCAACAGACUCUAUACUACAUGCACACCCUUUUUUUUUUUUUUUUUUUUUUUGCAUCCAGCAACAACAAAUACAUGUCUUCCACAUUCCCUCUUCUCUGCUGCUGCUGUGUUUAUGUUUAUACCUUCCCAGCCUGUAAUGGCCUGAAGAGGUGGGACUUCUCUGAUGGCCACGCCUCUGACACAGGGUUGUUUCAGAGCGAAUCAUAGGGGAAAAACCUGAGGAUGUACUCUCUGUAGGUUCAAGCGUUCAAUGAUUGUGCUCUUUAAGCCACACCCUGAGCAGUGAUGUUACAGGAGGUGUUUCUACCUGUUUCUACCACUGAUUGGGAUGCAGCUAAAAAUAAAACACGCACGUGUGGUUGAAAGCUUCAGCUCAUAGAGAGCAGUCCAGCAGCAGCCUUUCCUCUCUGAUUUGAUGUGGAUUUAUCCUUUUUAAUGACGAUCGGUAGCAACCUCAUUGAUUCACUGUCUGCUUUGUGCUUUAAUGGGAUAGCUUGCCUUUUAAUAAGUUAGAGUAAGUCUUUUCUCUGUAGGUGCUGGCUGAAGUGUUGGGAGGUUGAAAUCCCUCUAAGUAGCUCCAAUUGAAGCUUAUUUUGUUUUGUCAAAUGAACGGGCGCCACCAUCCAUGAAACAGCAUUCUGACAAGAGUUUCUAAUCACAAGGUCAGCUUAUCUGGUGGAGAUGAUGGAGAUGACAUGAUAUCCCAGCAACUCUGUCCAUCGAGGAAGGUCAUUAAGGUGGCUGAAAGCUUCGGAAACACCAAGCAAGUUGACCUCGUGAUGAGACCUCUGUGUCAAAAUUUCAAGCUCAUGAGUGAACCUGUCGUCGUGACGUCUUCAAACGUUUGGUUUGCUUUUUAGUGAGGAUUUCUAAAUUCUCACUGGCAAGAAAUUAUUAGUAACAUUUCUUCCACUUGCCAAAUUUCCUAAACCAGUCUCCCUGACACAUAAACUCCCCCCAUACUUUUAGUCCGGCUCCUGGUGAGAGAAAACCAGUUCAUUUUAAAAUUCAGAACAUCAGGGUUUAGUAACUUUCAGGCUCAGGUAUGCUUACAGUAUUUGCUGCCACUAACAUUAUCAGUGUUGCGCUGCUCCAACUCACUCCUGUUGUCGUCGUCGUCGUCGUCAUCAUCAUUAUUAUGUGUUCUGUUGGUGAUGUCUGCCUGCCUGAGCCACUCUGCUCCUCAUGCCUGCCCUCACCCUCAUACAGUCGCAUGUUUUUAAUGUGUCGUUGUUGUCUCCCAAACAUGAUCAGGUGACUUUUACUGCAACUUUGUAAGUGUGUGUUCCGCUAUCUUCGGCUGUAUGCUUUAUGUUGAAUGCCAUACCAUCAUGAUUUUUCAUGGACUUUCAGCAUGAGUAUGAUUUAUUUGUUUGUUUAAUGUCUCCCAAACAGCAGCUGGGUAAAAUCAGAGCUACUCAUUAGGCAGAUAGCAGGACUAUCAGGUGAAAACAGGACCUCUCUUCCCCUGUCCUCGUUUCUUUUUCUUUUACUUUCCCCACCUUUCCUCUUCUCUCCCUUGGUUGUAAUUCCGCCAGUCGACCAGCAGGUGGCAGCCUUUCUUCAGCAAACCACCGCUCAGCUCGAGCUGGACUGGGCCUCUUGUAUCAACAUCAAGCAAAUAAGAGGAGCUCUGGUGCCGUUGCGGUCAGACUCUGCCUUAAAACUUCAUGUUCUAUUACUGUGGAGGGGAGUCUUCCACAGAUACAUAUCUGGAUGUGUCUGCUCUUCAGCCUCAAUAUGUCUCCCAUCAGCCACCUGGGCUCACCCCUCGCAUCUGUGGAGGACUCAACUGCAUCUCCAUGAAAAGUUUUUUUUUCCCCCAUUUAAUCAGUCGUAUUUGUGAUGUGACGACACACACGCAUGUAUCAACGUGUACACACAGAUAUGGAAAGCCAAAAACGUCACAAUUGUUUCGUGUUUUGCUUCCCGUACACAUUUACAUGUACAUGUGUGUACACGUGUUACAUGCGUGACGUUAGUUUUUACCAUUGAAUGAUUUGUACAUAUUAACAUCUCUUAUGUCAUGCUGAAUGUGUUUCCAUGGUGACUGUUUUUAGGUUUGUCUGAUUGACACUCUUCAUGAUAGACAACAAGGUUUGAAUUGAACCGAUGCACUUUGCCCUUAAGUACUACAGCAUUUGAAUCUGAUUAAAUGAACAAGUGAAUAAAUGAAUGAACGAAUGACUGAAGGUCUGUGUUGUCUGCUGAGAGAGGUGUGAUCUUUUUAUGAAUGACCACUGUGUAGCAGCGAGAAACAAAAACGGCUCUAGUAACUUUCUCUUCUCAAAUGGUUUUUAUACCCUUUUUUUUUUGUAACACUUGCUGAGCAAUGACCACAACUUCUUUUGCAUGAUUUUUCUAGAUUCUUUGAAUUCAUUUCGUCCCUCUGGCGAUUAUUUUUUUAACCACUUGCUGUAUCUGGUCAACAGGCUAGCAAAAUGACACGUCUCACACUUCCUCUUGAUGCUAUUUAAGACAAUAAAUGCCACUAACAACUCUCAAUCAAGGUAAUCUGAACAGCAAGUGGCCACGCCUUCACUGUAAUCUGUGUUUCUUCGAUGAAGCUGUGAAAUGUACAGAAUGAUGCUGUAGAUGUUGUUACUUGAACCUUUCCCUCCACACUACUCCACAUUUCCUCCACUGUCUGGGACAAAUUUGUAAUGGACAUUAAAGGGGUGUUUCAGCGAUUUUUAGUAUUUCACCAAACAAAAAAACGGUCAAAAUAGAAGCAGCAGAGGCCGAGAUGUCCUCUCUUUACACCCUAACAUGGCUCAAACUCCUAAACUGUUGCAUCCUUCAUUUCACGUAAUGCUGCAUAACUGUCUUUAAUUACAUCCUCCUUGCUUGGUAAAUGCCCACGUCUUUUAAAGCUCCUUCAGAGCCACAGAAGAUAUUAUACAAUGGUUUUCACUGGCUGAGUAGCACAUAAACCUGAUGAGUACACUGUAUUUUCAUGUGUAAAAUUUGGUGGAGCACCCCUUUAAGAGUCCUCGUCCGCUGAUUUGGAUUUAAGAUGUUUGCGAUGCAAAAUGGCGCCUGAUGAUGAUGCCUUGUAAACAAGUACAAAGAUCCAUCAAUGCUUGUUGUUUCAUGUAUGUAUCUGAUGUCAUGUAGGGCUCCAACUAACAAUUAUUUUCAUUAUUAAUUAAUCGAUAUAUCAUUGUCAUUGUCUAUACAUCAGAAAAAUUGUGAAAAAUACCCGCUAUAAUUUUCCAGCGCCCGGGGUGACGAUGUUCAGUUUUCUUUCGCAUAUAACAAAUACAAAAAUAUAAACAUCACAUCCUCACGUGUAAGAAGCUGGAACCAGCAAACGUUUGGCACCCUUGCCUAUAAAACAACAAAUGAAGUAUUCAGUUAUCAAAACGGGUGCUGAUUCAUUUCUUAAUUUCCUGACAAUCGACUAACUGAUUAAUCGAUUGAUCGUUGCAGCUCUCAUGUCUGGUUUUCCAAACAGGGACAAGCUGAUUCCCUGAAACCGAGCUGUUUGUUGGAAACUAAGAUAUAAAAUGUGUGCAGUCAAGUGUUACAUAAAAGAUUUUCUAUUUGUUCCAGUAGUAAUGCGGUCAUACUGUUAAAUCUCAUUAAAGCAAUUAGGGCUGCAACUAUUUAUUUUUCAUUAUUGAUUUAUUUUUGAUCGAUUAGUCGAUGAAAUAGCGAAUAAUGCCUAUCGAAACUUUUACGAGCCCAAGGGGAUGUCUUCCAGUUGCUAGUUUUGUUCUAUAAACAGUCAAAAACCCAAAGAUGUUCAAUUAACAGUGAUAUGAAGAGAGAGGAAAAACAGCGAAUCAUUGCGUUUGAGAAGCUGGAACAAGUGAAUGUUUGGCAGCGAUUAACUUAUUGUCAGAAAGUAGAUAAACAGAGAAAUUUUUUCAGUACUAAAACCAUAACCCUGCUUAUUAUUGUAAUUGUAAAUCAUCCUCUGAUGGUGACGUGAGGAUAAACAGGAGGAUUUGCGUCUUUUUCACGUUACGUGAGUGUUUAUGUUGCUUUUUAAAGGGCAUUUUUUAAACUCAUAGUGUAUCACGUGAAUUCUUAAAGAGACAGUAUGCUCUAAAUUUGACAUUUUCCUCUAAAGAUUUCUUUAAGUUGGCCUGUUUGGAGUGUACUGCCCCUUUAAUCAAAGCUGCAUGAAGUCAUUGGGGAUACAGCAGCUUUGAAAUGAACAAAAUAUACCAAAAGUCCUGUUAAUUAUUUUUACGGUUAAUAUACCUUUAGAAACUGUGAGCUGCGUAGUAUAAUAGCCACUGUGCUGUAAUCUUGAAUAUUAUGCAAAAAUACAUAAAAACAAAUCAGCUUUGAGAUGCUAAAUAUGAUCAAAUUUGCAGUUAAUUCAUGUACAAACAGUUCAUUACUGAAACCCGCCACGCGACUGUGAGCGCGCUGCUGUUCAUCAUCCAGCAAAAAAACCAGACGUGUUCUUCUUUACAUUCCUCCUCUUUUUAAACUCUGAUCGUCACGUGUGUCCUGUGGAAACUUUGUAACCCUGACAACCAUGAAGAUAUACUUUACAUACCUUCUUGUUUUUCAUCAGCAUCAACACAAAUAUUCACAGUUAAUAAAAUCAGCAGCAGGUACAAGGUGCUUUAGCAGGAUAUUAACAUGUCAAAUCCAUGUAAAUCUGUGUGUUUUUACCAUGUUGUAUAUGUUUUAAUAACCAAUGGCAGUACUUUUCAAUAUUGUUGUGCACAUCUUUUUACUUUGAAUGUUGUCAGACACUUUGUGAACAAAAUGUUUUUUUUUUCUUCUUCUUCUUCCAAGAUAUUGUUCUAAUAAAAUAAGCAGCAAUGAAAAGUU